Messenger RNA from Protopterus annectens (West African lungfish), 1781 nucleotides. It is a transcript of the gene IP6K2, whose product is annotated as inositol hexakisphosphate kinase 2. The transcript is spliced from 5 exons. The coding region runs from base 250 to 1506 and encodes 418 amino acids. NCBI's taxonomy places the organism in Eukaryota, Metazoa, Chordata, Ceratodontiformes, Protopteridae. The record is from RefSeq and is a predicted model, not a curated record. Gene Ontology annotation, molecular function: inositol hexakisphosphate kinase activity. Gene Ontology annotation, cellular component: cytoplasm; nucleus. Gene Ontology annotation, biological process: phosphatidylinositol phosphate biosynthetic process; inositol phosphate biosynthetic process.
AUUUGUCUCAGUCCGAGUGUGGCAGUGUGCAGUCUAAGUUUUCUACUGCAAGAAGCUUGUCUGUUUUUUUUUCCUUUCUUGCCUGUAUACUUAAAUUUGGUUUCUGACUGUUAAAAACUGAAGGAUUAUCUGUUUUCCUCCUUUCUCAACAGCACUUUUUUUUACUGUAAAACUGACAUUGUGGAAUUAACCCAGUCAUCUUUGGACUUCACUGCUAUUCUGCUGUGUUCUUUCUAAUGUGCUACGAGAAUGAGCCCAGCACUCGGAGCUAUGGAAGAGAAUCUCUACACAAAAGGAGUGUUGCUUGAGCCCUUUGUGCACCAGGUUGGUGGUCACUCGUGUGUACUAUGCUUCAAUGAAAAGACUCUCUGCAAGCCCCUUAUCCAGCGGGAGUGUCAGUUCUAUGAAUCCUUACCAUCAGAUAUGCAGAAGUUUACACCAAAGUAUAAAGGUGUGGUAUCUGUUAAUUUUGAAGAAGAUGGCCAUGGCAACCUCAGUUUAAUAGCAUAUCCACUCAGUGGGGACCAAAUUGAAAUAGAAAAUAUUGAUAAUAUGGACUGUGAACCCCAGAAUAAACCCCUGAAAUGGAGUAAUAAGAAACCUGUUUUACUAGAAAAUGACAAUCGUAGCAAAGAACGAGUCCGACAGCACAGAAAAGAAGAUAACAUUAACAGCCAUGAAGAAAUGGAACGGUUAAAGAAAUCUGAAGUUUUACGUUACAGCAUAGAAAAGAAAGGGAACAUAAGCUCUCAGUCUAAGCAUAAUCCUUGGACAGUAAAAUGCCAACAGCACUUAAAGCGCAUGAAGGAGAAUGCUAAACACCAAAACCAAUAUAAGUUUAUUUUAUUGGAAAAUUUGACAUCUCGAUAUGAGGUGCCUUGUGUGCUAGACCUCAAAAUGGGAACUCGACAGCAUGGUGAUGAUGCUUCCGCAGAGAAGGCAGCUAAUCAGAUCCGAAAGUGUCAGCAGAGUACAUCUGCUGUCAUUGGAGUUAGAGUGUGUGGUAUGCAGGUUUACCAGACUGACUCUGGACAGCUUAUGUUCAUGAAUAAGUAUCAUGGGAGGAAACUGUCCGUGCAGGGAUUUAAAGAAGCACUUUAUCAGUUCUUCCACAAUGGGAAAUACCUUCGCAGGGAACUGUUUGAUCCUGUUUUAAGGAAGCUUCUUGAACUUAAAACAGUUUUAGAAAAGCAGGAGUCGUACCGCUUCUAUUCCAGCUCCUUACUCAUUAUUUAUGAUGGAAAGGAGGUUCAGAGAGUGGCUGCAGAUUCUGACCAGGACUCUGAGGACCUUUCUGAGGACUCUGCGGAUGAGUCUGCAGGAGCACAUGCCUAUAAGUGUUCAUCUGGUACUGCUGAUGUCCGCAUGAUUGACUUUGCACAUACAACUUGCAAAUAUUAUGGGGAGGAUAGUGUGCGCCAUGAGGGCCAGGACACUGGUUACAUAUUUGGACUUCAGAAUUUAAUAUCCAUUGUUAAAGAAAUAAGAGACGACAGUGGAGAAUAACUUGUAGUACCACAAAAAGCAGUCCUGAGGUUCUGGGCUGUUAUAUUCCAUGUUUAAAUUGACCACUUUUUGGUGGAAGGAACUUGGUGGUGUAGGACAGGAAAGUCUGUCAAACCCAGUAAACUGAGGGCAUUUUCCUUACAGUUGUGCUGAGAAGCACUUUGUGGACCUGUUUAUUUAUUUUAAGAAUUUCUUAAACAUUCCAUAUUUGAAACGGAUACCUCUGCUUAUUCCAAUGUGUAUAUGUUUAAAGAAUAAAUUUGUUUUUUUGCUAA